AUGGAGGAGAUCCAUUAUCCGCACCAUGGCGGCACGAUCACGAUAGAACGCGACUAUUCCGGCACCAUCGAGGCCAUCGAGCUAGCUGUAUCUUGGUAUAGCUUAUCCGCACCGCUUGCCUCUGCAACGAAGUCCACAUCUUCCAUUGGAGGAGCACGCAUGCCCGAUGUCUGGCCGAGACUCGGCCGGCAGUACGACGCACACGUUAUGUCGUGCAACGUCCCCGGCCCCGAGGAGCAGUCACAGCAGGAACCGCCCCCUGCAUCAUCAUCACUAUGUGUGGUGUGUGGUGUACACCCCAGCUUUGCGUGGAUCUCGAUUCUCGACACAAACGCUAGAGAAUCAUCUGAUGUCUUGUAA
Molecule: messenger RNA, 360 nt
Organism: Anthostomella pinea
Lineage: Eukaryota; Fungi; Ascomycota; Sordariomycetes; Xylariales; Xylariaceae
Source: the annotation of a GenBank genome assembly